AUGGGUGCCCAACCUUCCAAGCCAGCUGAAACUAAAGUCUUUAUACCCAGAUCACAGGUAGAUUUCUCAGAAUCUUUGCUAGCUACCCUGGAAUCGUCUACUGAAACCAAUUUCACAAGAGGCCAAAUUGCAGAAAGAUAUGUCGAACAAAGGGUUGCUGAACGUUUAGCACAAUUAGAAGAGGAUACUUUGAAGAAAUUUGAAACUAAGCUAGAUGCAUCUUUAUUAAAUAAUACGAGUGGUACUGAUGAAACUGAUCCAACCAAAAGUUUGUCCACCAAAUUGUUAAAUGAUAAAAUAGAUGCCUUAAAUAAAAGACUAUCUGCAUUUGAAGUAAGACAAUUUGAAAAAGAUGAAAAAUUAAAAAUAUUAGACGGUAAUGACGGUGCAAGAAAACAACUAUUACAAUGUUUGUUAGAUAAUGCAGGUAAACCUCUAAAUUGUUAUGACUUAAUUCAACAAUUUAAGAAUACUGUGGCUAGUAACUCAAAUUAA
Vanderwaltozyma polyspora DSM 70294 is the source of this 495-nucleotide messenger RNA. RefSeq names its product Mic19p (gene MIC19). The transcript has a single exon. Bases 1 to 495 code for a protein of 164 amino acids. Lineage: Eukaryota; Fungi; Ascomycota; Saccharomycetes; Saccharomycetales; Saccharomycetaceae. The record is from RefSeq and is a predicted model, not a curated record.